GGGUGUGGAGAAAUCCGAGGCGGGCAGGAAGACCUACGAAGGGAGGAUGUUUAGGACCUUCUUCCUCACGUCCGUCUUCGACAGCGCUGGGACGGACUGGGUCAAGGAAGACAAGAAGGUCUCCCUUGACCUGCGUCUCUUCCAAGGAUACGGCGUCAAGGCUUUCUCCAUGAAAGCGUUUGACGUGCGUGGGAACGGAACUGAAUUCCGAAUGCUUUCUCCGGAAGAAUUUCUCAGCAAAACAAAUGCCAACCGCGUCACUGGCUGCCUUCCUGUUGUCGACAGUUCUUUCCGGAUGAGCAAACCUUUGGUCCAAUUCAACAGUCCGAUGGACCUGCUGCCAGGUGUGGUUAAGCGGUACAGGGAAGACUUCUCGAAGCUGCCGCCUGAUCAGCAAACGGACUGUGUUGUUUUGCCCUUCGAGGCGGGUUCCAAGGCGACAAACGCCGUCCGCGACGACAGGGAAGACAAAGCAGUUGCCGGGUGGGCCUGCAAUUGCCCUGGACUGGACAACGACGAGGACGAGGAAGGAGGAAGUGCUGGGCCGCAUGACGACGGCGGUAAUGAAGCAGAUGUGGAAGUUGGGGAUGACAACAUGGAGGACCAGGGCGGGCUUGCUGACGAGGACGCCGACACGCCAAUGCAUGGUCAUGACAUCUCCCCCGCCGGCGCUGUGGGAGCCACUAUUGGUCAGCCCUCGACGUCCCGUGGAAUUUUGCUAUCGCAAAGCAAGAGUAAGGGUGGGCACGACUCACAUGCAAUGCAAGGACCGAAGGCGAGGAAAAGAACAAGGGAGACUUCUCCGUCUGCUUCUACCCACAAGAGGCAAGCCAGGACUGACGCUGUUAAUGAGGCUCGUGGAGCUUCGACAGCGUCCCAGGAGGCGCGGCCUCCUCGGAAGAACAGUCAAGGGGGGCGAUCUGGGGGUCAAGGCGGUGGCCGUGGAGGGGCGCGGAAAGGCUCCCAGAGGGUGAGACCACAAGAGCUGUGGGACUCGGGGGAUGAGGGCAAGGGAGUGGAUCCUCGCAUGCCCGAAGAUGCUGAUGAGCCGGUUCAGCGCAAUGCCAUCGAAAGCUCCAUCAGCACGGACCCGGGGGCGUGGGAUAGGCCCGAGCUCGUGCUUGCGCUAGUUGACCGCAAUGACAUUGUCGGCGGCCAGGGAAGACGGAUCACGCCGACCGAAUUCUUGGAAAGGGACCCGGCAGAGUUCGACUGGUACGCUGUUUGUGGUCAGCAUACCAUUGAGGCCAUGAAGAGAUUGGUCAGAAAGGGCUCCCCGGCAGUUAAAGUUUAUGGCCUCAACGCGUACUCUAAGGUGCGGGUCGUCUAUUUCGGAGAUGAUCAAACACGAGGGUAUUUCAAUGUCUCCUGCUUCGACAACACACGCGAAAAUCGCUCCAUGAUGUUGUCAUUCGAGGACGUUGUCYGUGACAUCAGGCAAUGGUGGAUAGACAACAAUAGAAUCGAGGCCCCGAAAGCCAAGGUCAGCGAGAAGGAUGAGGUGGCCGUUGCACAUCAGAAGACGUGGCAGAACUUCUUGAGGGCCUGCAUGGGGAAGGCAUGCGACAAGGCGUUUGUAAAGCAAGCUCUCGAGAAUGAGUAUAGUAAGGAUUGGAGUAAUAAACUCCGGGGCUACAUGAACCUCGCCACAUCUUGUGUCGCAGUGUGGCCGCUGGUCGAGACAUUCUUCGAGAUGUUCAACGAAGGAAAGCCGCCAGUUGGCGAUGGCAAAAUCCCGCUUGACAUGCCCGGGAGAAUGGAAGGCCGCCUGCCAGGCCCGUACACCAACGAGACCAAGGGACAAAGAACAUUGUACCAUUGCAUAUAUGCAAUAGAUGGUCCCAAAGGCUCCACCGUCUUGCCUCCAAGAGUGAACACAGAGUGCCUCCUCGACAUCAUGCGAAAGGAGCGGUGCAUGGUGCGUAUGUUCAAUUAUGUUCUGUUCCGCGCCGAGGGAAGGGCGGACGACGAAUGGAACGACGCGUUCUUCAUGUCGUACAAGGACCUUGAAAACAGGUAUGGGCCAAACGGUUUGUGCGCUGCUGAAUGGGAUAAGGAACGGGACAAGUUACAUGUCCAUAAGGUGAAGAUGGUCCCUCGACGACUUGGAGGAGUGGAGGAGGCAAGGCAAGGCGUGGGUUUGGGGCCUACAGCGGCAAUGUAUAAGGAGGCUCCGUUUCACCUUAAGGUCUUCAUAUACACUGCAAUCGAUAAGCUCGAUUUGUUUCGUGCCGAGGUGAAACGGAUCACCUCCAGCGCGUGUCGUAUUGUGUGGGACAAGAUUGGCAAACAAACGACGUUGCUACCUGUGUGCAUGCCAUCGAAGGAAGUGUUGGCAGCGCCAGACGACAUCGUCGCUGCAGCGCAAAAAAUGACAUGCAGGGCCGCCAUCGUGGACAUCCCAUUCUCGAACUUCAGCACGGCGUGGACCUCUCACGAAUUUGAUGCCUUGCACACAUUGAUGACCAAGUGUUGUGGCCAGAAUUGGGUCCUUUUCUUCUUUGCGCCGCAGAAGGUGCAAAGCGAUGUUCUGCGUCACUUGUUCCACUCGGAGGACGUCGAAGUCAUCCCCGGGACCUGGAAACGGGUGGAUAGGCCACCGAACGACAUCACACGAUACGGCAAUAUGGCUACGACGAGUCGAGAUAUGAUGGCAAUUGUCCUGCACGCCGACGGAGGGGAUCUGAAAAAAGUAACUCUCAAACCACGACUCCACAACGACCUCACAACCGUGCACGUUAUGGAGGAGAAGUUCGGGAAGUGUCAAGGUGUGCUUUUGUUGGGUAGAGCGCACGCAUGUCUUGUGUGGGAGUUAUUACUGGCAAGUAAUAAUGUCCUUGCCUGCGACGAGUCGGCCAAGGACAUUGCAUAUCUGACAAAGUUCGUCGAUAUACUUGUGAAGGAUGAGAGAUUCGCCUGUCAUGUCGAGAAGCCACGUUGCAAACAUCGUAGCAACAGGGACAUAUUCCACAAGUUGGGACGCAAGAGACUGAAGGUGUGGGAAUACCUGUUCCGCGAUGCGCCGCAAGGACGGCUUGACGGGAAUUACAUCUACAGAAAAGCAAAGGUGACAGAGACCCUGAAACAUUAUCACGGUGCUCUUACUGGCGCCUUUGAGACUUUUGUUGCUCGAUGCGAGAUCCUGAAGUUCGAUCUUCAUAAAGACCAGUUGAUGUCCAAGGACUACGUUGACCUCGCGAAAGCGGGUGAUGGCUUUAACCCCGUCGACAGCGAGGAAGAUUCUUCGGUGUCCGACCUCGAAUUGGGCGAUGGCAAGGGUGGUGAAGGUCCGGGCGGUGGCAUGGUGCGGUCACACGAUGAAGGGACCGUUCGCUCGCAUGAAAGACCCGUACAGGUGGCCGCCCCCAGUGUUGGCUCGAUGGUGGCCCCCAUGGAGGGCACCAGUUUGCCAAACAUGGGAAUAUGUGGUCCCAAUGAUGAAGAUGACAUUGAUAUGCCAGGCGAGGCGUCGAAGCUCGCACCAGGCGAUCCAAUUCCUCCCGGCUAUUGUGCUGAUCCGACCACAAUUUAUUUCUUGGGGGGCAAACACGCCCGCACUCGUGAGGACAAGUGGGGCCAUGACAUCGUGUGGCAUGAGGGCAUUUUUGAGCCGGGCAUCCAAGAUGGGGAGUGGAAGAUGGCGGUCAAAUACACACGCGGAUGGCAGACGUUUCGCCGGAUGCCAAAGGACACAUGGCUGAAAAUGACAGAACUCGCGAUUAUGUACCGCGUGCAAAAGGAGAAUCCGGGGAAGAGCGAGGGCGCUGUCAAAGACAAGGCCAAAGAAUUGUUUUCUGUAUUGCGAGACAAUCAGCAGUUGGAGUAUAGUUGGAAAUUUUACGCCCUGCGAACGAGUCCCUCAUGUGGGUCAAUCGACUGGAAGGUCAAUCAAACUAUCGGAACCAUGGAGGAGAGCAACUCUCAAGAUGCCGUGCCUUUGUCGGCAUCGCCCCCCGUACCCACGCAGGCAGGGCAGAGGGAGGAUGGCGGGAGUAAUGUGGUGAAGACUCAAGAGGUUCACAUGACGUCUAUGCCGCAAAUCUCCGUCGACACGACAGAACCGUCCAAACGCAUGGAUGCGUCAAAUGCAUUGUCGUCAGAUGCAGGUGCCACGUACGAGAGUUUAUUAUUGACAUCCGCCGCAUUAGAAGGCACAUCCGAAAUGCAGUCAGAGUCAGGUGUUGGCCUGAGCGUGCCGGACAGUCAGUUGCAACCGGAGUUAUGCACAGGCAAAGGUGAUGCACAAGUACAUCUGACACCACAGGGAGGGGCCGUUGCGGAUGGUGGGAAGGGAGAGGAUGUGGAGGGAAUCCUCCAUCCUCGCAAUCUUGAGACCUUAACCGAUGAUUUCGAUUAUGGGGGUGAGGGUGGAAAUGAUGUGCUCAAUACGAGGGGAGUGUGAAAUGAUCGGUGAGGCGGGACGGGGGCAAUGGAGAGGGAGAAACCAACGAUAUGAUUACAAUGUUAUUCUUUUCUUUGUUAAUUGAAAUCGCACAAUUGACUCGU
Molecule: messenger RNA, 4506 nt
Organism: Chara braunii
Lineage: Eukaryota; Viridiplantae; Streptophyta; Charophyceae; Charales; Characeae
Source: the annotation of a GenBank genome assembly